Molecule: messenger RNA, 1779 nt
Organism: Torulaspora delbrueckii
Lineage: Eukaryota; Fungi; Ascomycota; Saccharomycetes; Saccharomycetales; Saccharomycetaceae
Gene: SNX41
Product: Snx41p
Exons: 1
Coding region: 1-1779 (592 amino acids)
Biological process (GO): retrograde transport, endosome to Golgi
Molecular function (GO): phosphatidylinositol binding
Source: RefSeq, a predicted model, not a curated record
AUGAACAUAUUCGGAGAGUCUGACGAAGAAGACAACAACCCAUUUAGCGGAACUAACCACCUUUAUGCGUCCGGAAUCGCAGCUGUUGCAGAGGGAGAGGAUGAUUUCAUCCCUAAAGGUGCGAUAGUUGAGGGAGAGGGAGAACGUACUAGUGAAAUAGGAGAAGCACCUGAAAGAGACAGUUCGAAUGAUGAAGAGUACGAUCCUGGUCACAUAGAGAGUGUCGGCGGGAACACGACGGGAACUACAGGUCAAUUUGAGCCCUAUGUGUCGUUAUCGAUGUCAAUGGCCAACACAGCAGUUCCGGAACAUGACGAUGACACAAUCAUACAGAUCGUAGAAGCUGGCGAUUACAAGGAUCCUUGGGGGAAACAUGCCAUCGGUUAUGCAAUUAGAUACCAAGGGAAGGAAAUAAUCAGGCGCUAUUCUGAGUUUGAUACUUUGCGUCAGGCUCUAGUAAAACUGUUACCAACCAUUGUUAUACCACCCAUCCCAUCAAAGCAUCCAUUAAUCAAGUAUUUUUUACGACCACUAUCGGCUGAAACUGACUCAAGGAUUAUAGAGAAAAGGAAACGAAUGCUUUCAUCCUUUUUGAACAACUGUUAUUCCAUUCAAGAAAUCAGAAACCAUGUUGUGUUUACCAAGUUCCUCGAUCCCGAGUAUUCUUGGAAAGAUGUGCUGAACUCGCCACCCAUUGUCAUUUUACCAAUGAAUAACCUUCUGGCUCCUCCACUCAACCCUACCAAACCAAGCCCUUUGCAUUCUUUGUUGCCUGGUCAAACAUCACUCUCAAGAUUGGAUCCGACAGCGCAUAAUGGAAGUACCACUGAACUGGAAACUCAGUACGCUCAGAUCGAGGGGCGUUUGAGAAGAUACAAGAAUUCCUUACAACCAUUACAGAAGAUUUUGAGACAACAUAGAUUACAUUUCCAUUCUUUGUCAUCUUUAUUCGCGGAGCUGGGGGCUUACUACAAUGCCUUUAGCUUGCAGGACAACGUCAUAGGAUCGGAAUCAUUGGCUGCACAGACGAAGUCUCUAUCAGAUGGUAUAGAAAGGAUUGGACAUGGAUUUGACGUUAACUAUGUCAGCUCUGAGAUUUUGGUCGAUAAAUUGCUUACCAUACUAGAAGAACCAUCUGGUGAAAUCCUACAAUUCUUAGAGGAUGCCAAGCGAGUCAUUCAUUUCAGGAAACUGAAACAGUUACAAUAUCAGAUUAUAGAAGCCACCAUAGCGAAAAGGGAGGCUCGAAUCAAAAGCUUGAAAGAAACUCAAAACCAGAUGAAAAGGCUCGAAGAUGCUUUGCAACAAAAUGCUCUUGAAUCGCCAACUAUCGCUGAAGCGAUGAGACACUUAGAAACCACGAGAUCCACCGACGAGACCUCUAAUGGUCAAAUGCAAGAGACAGAUCAGCCAUCACCCACAUCAACAAGGCCCUCGCAUGCAUCGUUCAUGAAGCAAGCAAAGAGAGGCAGAGGCAAAAGAAGAAGUCGUAAUGGCGAACUUGAACCUCACAUGCUUACUGAAGAAGAACGACAAGAAGAAAUCCAAAAACUGCAGAAAGAAGUGGAAAAGCUCAACGAUUGUUUUAGACUUACUAAAAAGGACAUGGAAGAUAUCAAUCGCUCAUCAUUACACAGCUUAACUGCUCUGUUGGAAUUUAUUGAUCAAAAAUGGGUGAUGAUGCUCAAGAGUUUCCCCAAAUCCGUGCUCAGCUGGCUGACCGAGUGCUUAAAAGCCUGGAAAAACGCCAAAAUUGCUGUCAACAAUAUCGAGACCUGA